GUGAUAUUAUUUAUAUGAAGUCAAUAGUGUAUCAGUUUAUAUGUUGACAAAUGCAUUUAGCAAAAUCACGAUGGCACAAGAUCCUUGGUUUUUAAAGGAGGAUGGUUAUCUAAAUGUUAAUACUGAAACAUCAUUCAUUGUUCACCAUCCAAAUCUAAAUGUCAUACUGGUAUGCACAAAAUUGGGGAAAGUCACUGUCAUAGACGUCAAUUCUGGGGAUAUAUUACAAUCAACUACAAUAUCAGAUGAAACAUAUUCAAACAUUGGUGGCCGAUAUUUGUCUGGAAUUGAUAAAAUAUUAUUUUGGAAUGGUUUGGGAAUUGGACUGCGAUCUGAUUAUAAUGGUGUCCUCUUGCUACCAACAAUUUUACAAAUUCCUACAUUUGAUAUCAAGCAAAACAUAAAAUUAGAACUCCUACUUUCUGAGGCUGUAUUACUAAGACAAUCUCUUAAAGGACUGAUUUUGCCAAGUAAUGGACAGUGGGCAGAUUUUGCCAGUAUGUUAGAUCUGAAAAUUGAUGUAGCCAAAUCAACUCCAAAGAAAGGAAUUAAAGCCCAGAAGUGGAAUAUUGUAGAGUUAAAUAUGCCAUUAGGUGUUUUACAAACAAUAGUAUCACUAUUACACUCAGACAUGAAGUCAAGUGAACAAUGCUCACCUGGUAUGGCCAUUGUUGCUUCUAUGCAUGAAAGACUUUUAACACUAUCCACUGGGACAUUGGAUUGGAGUGUCACUGCUACUUCUGGUCUAAAUAAUUCUUCAACACCAACAGCAAAUCAACAAAUUGAUACAUUGUUAGAACAAUCUGGUUCGGGCUCGGGCCAAUCAAGUGAAGAUCCUGAUAGGGAAAAUAUGUUUUCAGAAGCUGCUAGACGAAAAACAUUUGAUAAGUGGCCUCACAUGGAUUAUAAAUGGGCUCUUCCGGAUCAAAUGGCCCAAGCCGGUUUUUAUUACAAGCCAACAUCAGUGGGAGAUGAUAGAGCAAUGUGUUUCACAUGUAGUGUGUGUUUAGUAUGCUGGGACCGAACUGAUGAGCCUUGGAGUGAACAUGAGAGGCAUUCUCCGGGAUGUCCUUUUGUAAAAGGAGAAUAUACACAGAAUGUUCCUAUAGCAGUUUCUUACGCUACUGGAACAGCUGGAAGUUACUCAGAUAUUCAAACUGUAUCUGAUGGUGAUCACCCAGAAAUCAUUUGCACCAGUAAAUCUGAUAAUGAGAUUACUAUUUGGUCUGUUAAUAGAGAUUUGGAAAAGCAACUUAGUUUUAAUAUCACUCCUGAUAUCUUAGAAUUGAAAGAUUCUCCAAAUGAAUCAAUUUCCAUAACAGCACUUGCAAUUCUAUCAUCUUUGAAUGAUCAAAAAGCAAAUUCGAAAUCUGCAAGUAGCACAUGUAUGACAAACCUAAAUAAAGAUAUGACCCAGAUUAUUUGUGGUGUGACAGCUCAAAAUUGUUCAUAUAUUGUUCAAUAUGAAUAUAUAACUACUCCUUCCAACGAACCUACCAAUAAUGAUGAAACUACUAGCCCUGGUAUAGGUGGUGGAGCUCGAAAAGCAAAUUCCACAAAUAUCCAAAAUAUGAAAGAUGAAGUUGUCGUUAUGUAUGUGGAUGAUAACAGUCAUAUACCGCAUCAAUUAGGUCUGAAGAAGAAAAAAAAGAAGUCGAAAGAUAAACAAACAAUUUUAACUGCGUUUCAUUUCACAAAUGAUCAAGAUCAUCAAAAUUCAGAACUUUUCGGUAUACCAGAAAAUCCUGAUGAUGAUACUGGUUGUAAUAAAAUAUAA
Ctenocephalides felis (cat flea) is the source of this 1777-nucleotide messenger RNA. Its product is annotated as baculoviral IAP repeat-containing protein 6-like. Lineage: Eukaryota; Metazoa; Arthropoda; Insecta; Siphonaptera; Pulicidae. Bases 41 to 1777 code for a protein of 578 amino acids. The record is from RefSeq and is a predicted model, not a curated record. The transcript has 9 exons.